Entamoeba invadens IP1 is the source of this 441-nucleotide messenger RNA. Its product is annotated as Troponin C, skeletal muscle, putative. The transcript has a single exon. The record is from RefSeq and is a predicted model, not a curated record. Bases 1 to 441 code for a protein of 146 amino acids. Lineage: Eukaryota; Evosea; Mastigamoebida; Endamoebidae. Gene Ontology annotation, molecular function: calcium ion binding; calcium-dependent protein serine/threonine phosphatase regulator activity.
AUGAGCACAACAGAUAGAUCAGCUUUAUUGACUUCAUUUAAGAAGAUUGACAAAGACAACUCCGGGGACAUCGACUUUCAAGAGUUUUGGGGAGCUGUUGGUGAUGAUGUUCGCAAGCUUGGUGAACAGCAAGUGAAAGUCUUUUUUUGCACUGCAGAUUCCGACGAAAAUGGGAAGAUGGAUUUUGAGGAGUAUGUCAAGAUCAACAAGGCAAUAGCACAGAUGAAAAAUUUGAAUCAAGAAAACAUCUCUCGAGCGCUUUUUAUGUUAACAGACACUAACAACAAUGGGACUUUAGAAAAGAAGGAAAUUGCUCGGCUAAUGAGAUCAACGGGGAAGCCCCACGACAAAAAGACCAUCGACAGAAUUUUUAGUGUGAUGGAUAAAAACAACGAUGGUCAUGUGACAUUUGACGAGUUUUAUGCGGCUCUUUCUCAAUAA